Molecule: messenger RNA, 2197 nt
Organism: Panonychus citri (citrus red mite)
Lineage: Eukaryota; Metazoa; Arthropoda; Arachnida; Trombidiformes; Tetranychidae
Gene: Rbbp5
Product: retinoblastoma-binding protein 5 homolog
Exons: 4
Coding region: 295-1851 (518 amino acids)
Cellular component (GO): Set1C/COMPASS complex
Molecular function (GO): protein binding
Source: RefSeq, a predicted model, not a curated record
UUGAUGGAAAAUGUAAUGUUUUUAUUUUCUAAAUUUUUUUCCUCUGUUUUUUUUUUAUUCUCUGCGAUUAAUUAUUAUGUUUAAAAUUAGUUUUUAUUGUUAUAUUGAUCUUUUUAAUGCUUCUAGUUGAGUUGCGUUUCUUUCCACGAUUGCAGUGACCACAUUGCGUUUCGUAAAGCUGGAUUUUCCUCCGUUGUUUUCCUGUUCUGUGAUUAUCUCUGGGGUUUCUCUUUCUUUUUUCUCUUUCUCUCUUUCUUUAUUUCCUUUUAUUUUUUUUGUCUCUGAUAAACAAUAAUGAACUUUGAACUCCUCCAUCAGUUUGGUCAAAACUAUCCGGAGGAGUUUGAUGGGCAUCUUGACAGUGGCUCAUUAGCGACUACCUGUGUCUUUAAUCGUCGUGGUACUCUUUUUGCAGUUGGUUGUAAUGAUGGUAGAAUUGUUAUCUGGGAUUUUCUGACUCGUGGUAUAUGUAAAAUAAUAUCUGCUCACGUUCACCCGGUCUCAUCCUUAUCCUGGUCUCGUAGUGGUAAAUACCUAGUCUCAGCGGGCACUGACAACAAUGUCAGCAUUUGGGAUGUUGCAAGUGGUGAGAAUGUUAACCGUUGGCGAUUCCCAUGUCCAAUAUUAAAAGUUCAAUUUAAUCCUCGUAAUGAUCGAAUGAUCCUUUGCUGUCCUAAUCGUCAUCAAGCUGUUCUCCUAUUCCGUCCCGUGGAUACUAAUCCACCAGAGAAAACUCAUGUUAUUCUUCCAAUGGAUGAAGACGCUGAUCUCAAUAUAACGGCUUCUUUUGACCGUCGUGGCCAAUACAUUUACAGUGGUAAUGCAAAGGGUAAAAUUAUCGUCAUUAAAGUUGAAGAAGAAGGUAACAAACUGGAUAUUGUGGCCUCUUUCCGUGUAGCAACAUCAAAUAUCGUUGUCAAACAGAUUGAGUUCGCGCCAAAGCGAAAAGAUACUUUUCUUGUUAAUGCUUCUGAUAGAGUGAUUCGUGUUUACGAAACCAAUGAAGUUCUCAAUUGUGGACUCAACGGGGAACCUGAGCCUGUCCAGAGGAUUCAAGACCAAGUAAACAAAACUACCUGGAAAAAGUGUUGCUUCUCGGGUGGAUCAGAUGCCGAUUUCAUUUGCGCUGGAUCGGCGAGGCAACACACACUCUGUAUAUAUGAUCGUAUUGCUGGAAGUUUGAGUAAAAUUUUACAAGGUACCAAGGGUGAAACUUUAGUCGAUGUUGUGUGGCACCCAAUGAGAUCCAUAAUAGCCAGUAUAUCAAGUGGAGUUGUAUCAGUUUGGGCUCAAGCUCAAAUAGAAAAUUGGUCAGCAUUUGCUCCUGAUUUCAAAGAGUUGGAUGAAAACGUUGAAUACGAAGAGAGAGAAUCAGAAUUUGAUAUUCAGGAUGAUGAUCGGUCACCAGCUCGCAACACCGGAGACAAUGACGAUGAAGAUGAAGAGGUAGACGUGACUGGAGUUCAACCUUCAUCUCAUCUAUUAAGCAGUGAUGAAGAUGAAUCUGCAGAACAAGAAGGACUUUACUAUCUUCCCAUUUCUCUUGAAUUCGAUGAAGUAGAAAACGUAGAUUCAUCUUUCAAUCAUUUUGGACCAGAUGCUUCAGAAUCGCCGAUUCCAACUAAAUCACCUCGCAAAGCAAAAGUUGUUGAUAUUGAUCUGAAAGACAAUUCUAAAGACGGUGGCUCAAAGCUUGGGAAUAGAUCCAUCGGAGGUGAAGGAAGGUUCAAGAAUAGAAACUCUAGGCUUUCUACCAAACGUAAUAUAUCGGGUGUUGGUGAAGGGGGAAGUAGUAAUGUUAAAAAGCGAAAAAAGUUAAGCCAUUAUGACCCAACAUAUGCAGUAGAUUGAAAGUCAUUCAUUUUGUGUCUUUGUCACUUUCUUUAUUCAUCUUAUUCUCCCUCUAUCUCUUUCAUUUUUCCACACACACACACACAAUACGAAUAACUAUUUGCAUCGCCUUCUUGAAAAUUCUAUCACUAUCAAGCUUUAUCAUCCACUCACUCAACAACUUGAACAAGUAUAUGGAGAAAACAAAAUCAACUUAAAAGACCCUUACAAAUAAUAUACAAAAACAAUCAUUAUGUACAACUUCAUCAGAGAUUCUCAUGAUAUAACAUCAACAUUUAACGUACAUUGCCAAUAUACAAAUAUAUUUAUAAAUAUAAUUUUUCCAAUCAACAGAAAAAAACAACAA